This is a messenger RNA of Knipowitschia caucasica, 1761 nucleotides long. The record is from the annotation of a GenBank genome assembly. NCBI's taxonomy places the organism in Eukaryota, Metazoa, Chordata, Actinopteri, Gobiiformes, Gobiidae.
AUGAAUAACCCUAAGCCCAAGCAAACGCGGUCUGGGAAGCAAGCGGCAUCUCACGAGGAGGAGGAAGUCUGCGAGACAGGUCACCUAACAAUGCAACAGCUGAUCAUAGAACUAGACAAACAACGUCAAUAUCUUAAAGAUGAUUUGUCCACUAUGAUCAAUGACUCUAUCAGACCAGUGCAGUUGUCUGUGGACUCACUGAAGGAACAAGUGCAGGACUUCACUGUCAGAUUGACCCAUACAGAAGCACUUGCGGGUGAAAACUUCGAAAAACUCACCCAAGCUGAAGGAACCAUUAAAUCCUUGGAAGCACGGAAUAAAAUCCUCUUUGAGCGCGUCGAUGACUUGGAGAAUAGAUCGCGCAGAUCAAAUCUGCGAAUCAUUAACAUCCCGGAAGGAAGCGAACGCGGACGCGACCCGGUGGAAUUCAUGUCCGAGCUGCUGAAAGAAUGCAUGGGGCCAGACGUCUUCCCGCGGCCCCCGGUUCUGGAGAGAGCCCACCGUACACCGGGUGGAUCUCGCUCCGAGCACCAGCCGUCACCUCCGAGGACCUUUAUGGUGUGUUUCCACUACUUCCAGGAGAAGGAGAAGGCUCUGCGCUGGGCUCGGGAGCAUGAACUCAAAUACAAGGGAUGCACUUUGAGAGUUUACCCGGACCUAAGCGCUGCCCUCGCCAAGAAAAGAGCUGCAUUCAACGCGAUCAAGCACGAGUUGUAUGAAAGAAAAAUCAUCUUUCACUUGCUUCAUCCAGCAAGGCUCCGCGUGCGAGUUGGUGAUGAGACGCGCGUCUUCGACACUCCAAAGGACGCUGAGACUUGGCUAUCAGGCCACUCCAACAAGUGUCCCAUUGACUUCUGUCGCCCACCGUGCUGGACUCAGUGGUUUGACAGAGAUGAUCCCACCGGGACUGGAGACUGGGAGGUGCUUUUACUUCUAGCUUUCAAUAACCCUGGGAAAAUCUGCACGAAACCUAUCGGGAUCGAGGUCCAGACCAUCACAGGCAUACCGGCCGCCUCCACUGGAGAAAUUUUCCACAAAUUGGAUCCAGAGGCAGGAUUCAUCUGCAAAAACAAGCAGCAGGAGAACAAGCGUCAGUGCUCAGACUACCGCGUUCGCUUCAGGUGUCCUCACGAAUUCUGCUAUCCUCCAGCCUGCUGGACUCGCUGGUUCGACAGAGAUGACCCCUCUGGCUCUGGGGACUGGGAGACUCUGUUUGCUCUCCGUGCUGAGUUCCCAGGACAGAUCUGUUCAAAACCUCUGGAGAUCCAAGUGCUGACGACUAGCGGGAACAGUGUGGCAUCCACCGGGAACGAGAUCACGACGAAUAAUGUUGAUGUUGGAUUUCUCUGUGAGAACGAUAAACAGAAAAAGGGGAAAUGUGCAGACUUCAAAGUCCGCUUCAGGUGCCCACCCGAGUUCUGCAAAGACAAAAUUUGCUGGACCAGCUGGUACGAUCGAGAUGACCCAUCGGGCACCGGGGACUGGGAGCUUCUGACCAACCUGAGGAAAGAAAACCCCAACCAGAUCUGUGACACCCCUCUGUACAUCGACGUGAGAACGGUGGACACCAACCAACCCAUCACCCAGACGGGACAGCAGCACCACAUCUACAGCCCGACUGAAGGGUUCGUGUGUCGAAAUGAUGGCCAGAAAGGAUGCAAGUGUUACGACUACAAAGUGCGCUUCGGCUGCCCCUGUAACUGCACGGAGCACCUGGAGGAUGCCCUGCUCGAGCAGCUCGAACAGCUGCACAUCAGAUAA